AUGUUUUGGAAUGUCAGAGGAGUGGAUAAUGCUCUCACCAUUGCACGUUUGAGGAAGUUGAAGCGGAUGCAUCAGGUUUCUUUGUUAGCGAUGUGCGAACCAAAGGCGGGUCGCGACCGGCUUGAUUUUAUUCGAAAUAGGCUGGGUUUUCGUCAUGCUAUCUCCAAUGAUGAGAGUCGGAUUUGGGUGAUGUACGGGCAAGACUAUAGGUGUGAUUUGUUGGUCGCCUCACACCAGUUCUUGGCGUUGGAGGUUACACAUGCUGUUUUCCGUUGCUCUGUUGUAGCGGUCUUUGUCCAUGCGUCGUGUGCCUCUCUUGAUAGGGAGGCGCUGUGGCAACAGUUAGGAGAGGUGUGCCCUCAAGGGAUGCCGACAAUUUUUUUAGGGGAUUUUAACGUCAUUGUCGGGGCGAAUGAAAAGAAAGGGGGUCGCCCAUUUCGUGCUAGGGAGUCGGAGCCCUUCCUGAGUUUCAUGGAGGGUGCUGAGUUAACAGAUUUAGGGUUCUCUGGGUCUCAGUUCACCUGGUGCAAUAAUCGUUAG
Messenger RNA from Coffea eugenioides, 540 nucleotides. RefSeq lists its product as uncharacterized. The record is from RefSeq and is a predicted model, not a curated record. The transcript has a single exon. The coding region runs from base 1 to 540 and encodes 179 amino acids. Lineage: Eukaryota; Viridiplantae; Streptophyta; Magnoliopsida; Gentianales; Rubiaceae.